Molecule: messenger RNA, 7594 nt
Organism: Rhea pennata
Lineage: Eukaryota; Metazoa; Chordata; Aves; Rheiformes; Rheidae
Gene: ITSN2
Product: intersectin 2
Exons: 29
Coding region: 120-3902 (1260 amino acids)
Biological process (GO): clathrin-dependent synaptic vesicle endocytosis; endosomal transport; positive regulation of Rho protein signal transduction
Cellular component (GO): cytoplasm; presynaptic membrane; intracellular vesicle
Molecular function (GO): protein binding; guanyl-nucleotide exchange factor activity; molecular adaptor activity
Source: RefSeq, a predicted model, not a curated record
GCCCCCGCCCCCGCCGCCAUGUUGUGGGGCUGACGCCGCCGCCGGCGCGGGAGGGAGCCAGUGCGGAGCAGGCGCUCGCGCAACAGAUGGCUAAGAGCUAGCAAGGCAUAUCCCGGACCAUGAUGGCUCAUUUUCCCACAGCCAUGAACGGAGGUCCAAACAUAUGGGCCAUCACCACGGAAGAGCGGGCAAAGCAUGACAAGCAGUUUGAUAGCCUUAAACCCGCAGGAGGCUACAUAACAGGUGAUCAAGCACGUACCUUUUUUUUACAGUCAGGUCUACCAGCUUCAGUCCUUGCUGAAAUAUGGGCACUAUCAGACCUGAACAAAGAUGGAAAAAUGGAUCAACAGGAGUUUUCUAUAGCCAUGAAACUCAUCAAGCUGAAACUACAAGGACAGCACUUGCCGAUGGUUCUCCCCCCUGUCAUGAAACAAACUCCAGUAUUUUCACCAUUAAUGUCUGCUCGCUUUGGAAUGGGUAGUAUGCCAAAUCUGUCCAUGCCAACAUCUAUGUCUACGAUCACACCGUUAGCGCCCAUGUCCUCUCUGACCUCAGUGACUUCCAUUCCUCCGCUGGUUAUCUCUGCUCCCCUGGUGCCUUCUGUCAGUACCUCUUCUUUGCCAAAUGGAACAUCCAGCCUCCUUCAGCCUUUGUCCAUACCUUUCUCCUCAACACUGCCCCAUACUGGUUCUUAUGCUCCCAUGACAGGAGGGAUUGGUGGUGCUAAUAUACAGAAGGCACAGUCACUAAUUGAUUUAGGAUCUAGCAGUUCAAAUUCUUCCUCUAGUGCUUCACUAACUGGGAAUUCACCAAAGAUUGUAUCCUCAGACUGGGCAGUCCCUCAGGCCUCCAGAUUAAAAUAUAGGCAGAAAUUUAACAGUCUUGAUAAAAGUAUGAGUGGAUAUUUAUCAGGAUUUCAAGCAAGGAAUGCCCUUCUGCAAUCAAACCUUUCGCAGACUCAGUUGGCUACUAUUUGGUCGCUGGCUGAUAUUGAUGGAGAUGGACAGCUGAAAGCUGAUGAGUUUGUGUUAGCUAUGCAUCUAACUGAUAUGGCCAAAGCUGGACAGCCUCUGCCACUAACUUUGCCUCUUGAACUGGUGCCACCUUCUUUCAGAAGUGGAAAAUACACUGAAAAUAUAAAUGGAACUCUGCCAUCUUACCAGCCUGUGCAAGAGGAAGAGCCACAGAAAAAACAGCCAGUGACAUUUGAAGACAAAAGGAAAGCAAACUAUGAGAGGGGAAAUAUGGAGCUGGAAAAACGCCGUCAGGUCCUGUUGGAGCAGCAGCAGAGAGAAGCAGAACGCAAGGCUCAGAAAGAAAGAGAAGAACAGGAGCGAAGAGAGCGGGAACGACAGGAGCAGGAACGGAAAAAACAGCUUGAAAUGGAAAGGCAGCUGGAGAGACAGCGAGAGCUGGAAAGACAAAGGGAAGAAGAAAGGAGGAAAGAAAUAGAAAGGCGGGAGGCAGCUAAGCAAGAACUUGAGCGCCAGCGACGACUGGAAUGGGAGAGAAUUCGUCGCCAAGACCUUCUUAAUCAGCGUAACAGGGAACAAGAAGAAGUCAUCAAGUUGACCUCUAAGAAGAAGAGCCUUAAUCUUGAGUUAGAAGCCCUAACGGACAAACGUCAUCAGAUUUCAGAAAGGUUGCAAGAUAUUCGAAGCAAAAAGCAAAUUCGGAAAACUGAGCUGGAAGCUUUAGAUAAGAAAUAUGACCAAGGAAUUAUGGAAGUCAAGCAACUACAACAGCAGCUUCAGGAGUAUCAGAAUAAACUAAUCCAUUUAGUUCCUGAAAAGAAAUUGUUAAGUGAAAGAAUUAAAAACAUUCAGCUUGACAACACUCAGAGUACAGGGAUCAGUUCAGUGCACAAGAAGUCCUUAGAAAAGGAAGAAUUAUGCCAAAGACUUAAGGAGCAACUAGAUGCCCUUGAAAAAGAAACUGCUUCUAAACUCUCUGAAAUGGAUGCAUUUAACAGUCAGCUUAAGGACCUGAGAGAAAGUUAUAACACGCAGCAAUUAGCCUUGGAGCAGCUCCACAGGAUCAAACAGGAUAAAGUAAGAGAGGUAGAAAAAAGAAGAGCUGAACUUGCACAGAAAAAGCGACUGGAAGAUGAGGCUGCAAGGAAAGCAAAACGGGAGAAAGAGAACCGAUGGCAGGAAAAUAUCCGAAAGGAAGAAGAGGAGAAAAAAAGGCGAUUAGAGGAAGAACGAAUGCAGGAGAAAAUCCAAGAAAAACAGAAGGCUGAAGAAGCAAUUGCUGUGAUCAGAGAAAGGGAAAAUCAACAACAGCUUCAUGAAGAGGACAGCAAAAACAAGCAAGCUGAGAUUCUGAGAGAAACAGAACAACAAAGGCAGAGGCAACUGGAAGAAGAUAAAAGGAAGCAAGAACAACUUGCAAAAGAAGCUGAGGAGAGACGUAAGCAGAAUGAAGAACUAAAGAAAAGAAAAGAAGUGACCGGCUCUCAAGAGACAGAGAAACGCACUUCUAAAUUAAACAUAAAUGAGAAAUUUGCAGAUCUGCUGAAACCAACAGAGAGUAAAGUUUUUAAGCCACCAUGGAAAAAUGAAGGCAGUGCAGUUAGUGCCUCAGAAUCUAGGAAUUCAGUUGCCUUGGUAGAUUACAGAGCUUUAUAUCCGUUUGAAGCAAGGAAUCAUGAUGAGAUGAGCUUUAAUACUGGGGAUGUAAUUCAGGUUGAUGAAAAAACUGUGGGAGAGCCUGGUUGGCUAUAUGGGAGUUUUCAAGGACAUUUUGGCUGGUUUCCAUGCAAUUAUGUAGAAAAAAUACCAGAAGGAGAAAAGUCUUUAUCUCCUAAGAAGGCCUUACUUCCUCCUACAGUAUCUUUAUCUCCUACCUCAGCUGCUUCAGAACCACUUUCACCAAGUAAAUCAGUAGAAGAAUCUGAUUACCAAAACACACCUUUUUCAAGCCUGAAUGUUAGUGCAGCAUGGCAGCAAAAAUCAGCUUUUACUCGCACUGUGUCCCCUGGAUCUGUUUCACCAGUUCAUGGACAGGGACAACCUGUAGAGAACUUAAAAGCACAAGCACUUUGCUCUUGGACUGCAAAAAAAGAUAACCACUUGAAUUUUUCAAAAAAUGAUAUCAUUACUGUGCUGGAGCAGCAGGAAAACUGGUGGUUUGGAGAAGUACAUGGAGGGAGGGGCUGGUUUCCAAAAUCUUACGUCAAGCUCUUACCUGGGAGUGAAGUCAAGAAAGAGGAACCAGAAGCUAUUUAUGCUGCUAUAAACAAGAAGCCUAAUGCACAGUCUUACACAGCUGGAGAGGAGUACGUUGCUCUCUAUUCAUAUUCGAGCUCUGAACCUGGUGACUUGACUUUCGUGGAAGGUGAGGAAAUACUAGUGACUCAGAAAGAAGGGGAGUGGUGGACAGGGAGCAUUGACAACAGAACUGGAAUCUUUCCCUCCAAUUACGUCAGACCAAAGGAUCAAGAGGGGUCUAGUAAUGCUGGCAAAACUGGAACAGUAAAUAAGAAACCUGAAAUUGCUCAAGUUACUACUGCUUAUGCUGCGUCAGGAACUGAACAGCUUAGUCUGGCUCCAGGCCAGCUAAUACUCAUUCUGAAGAAAAAUGUGAGUGGAUGGUGGCAAGGAGAGUUGCAGGCGAGAGGUAAAAAGAGACAGAAGGGAUGGUUUCCUGCCAGCCAUGUGAAAUUAUUGGGUCCAAGCAGUGAAAAAACAUCUGCUGCUCCCUCAGUCUGUCAAGUCAUAGCAAUGUAUGAUUACAUGGCAAACAAUGAAGAUGAGCUCAGUUUCUCAAAAGGGCAGCUUAUUAAUGUGCUGAGCAAAGAUGAUGCUGAUUGGUGGCAAGGAGAAAUCAAUGGUGUGACAGGUCUCUUUCCUUCAAACUACGUAAAGAUGACUACAGAGUCUGACCCAAGUCAGCAGUGACCCAAUGUUGUCUUCCAGUGUGAAAGCACCUCAGAGACCCACUAUCCAAGUUUGACUGUAGCGUGGAGGUGGCAGGGUGGCCAGCUCUGCUCAAAUAUCUCUGACACAAUCCUUUUUCUUCGUUUGAAUGUUAGAUCCAGUCAAGAAAUUAGGAGCGUUUGGGGGUUUUCUUACAGUCUACAGUUGCAAAUAAUUUGUAAAAGCAGAAAGGAUAGUGGGUCUUUGUGUGGCUUUCACUGCUGUCCGUUCUUGUUCCCUCUAGUAUUUUUCUUUCUUAUUGAUAAGCCUGGAUCAUUAGCAUGCCUAUCAAAUUAUCGUUUGCAUGGUGGGAUUGCAGACACACAAAGACCCACUAUUUGCACAGUUUAUCUGAACUGUUUUGAAUGGGUAGUUGUGUUCUUCUAAUGUUGUAAUGUUCAUACUUUGCAAAUUAAAAUGUUCACUGAUUAUUGCUCUAUUGGACUUAAUUUAAUCUUCUACUUGUUGAGCUUUUAAAAUUGGCAGCCUGUGAGGUUCAUCCAGAAGAUAAACCCUACUUUGUCUAUGCUGCUGACAGUCACUGUGAUUACAAAUAUGCCACAAGAUCUAAGAUUUAGAUCUGAUACAGUCCAGCCUUUAAAUACCCCUUUUAAUGAGGAAAGGAAUAUUCAGAGUAGAAUAGAGGAUGUUUCAAUUUCUUUCUUCCUUUACAGUAGUACUAUAGAAGGAUUUCAGGUUGUUUUGGAUCAGUAUAUCCUAUUUCUAAACAACCUUCCUUCAAAUUAUUUUUUUAUUUGAAUAAUUCAUAUUUUGCUUUCAAUUUUGGCAUACAGUGAACAUACUAGUUACUGUACAGUCUCUGUGCUACUAGACCCUCACCCUGCCCCUUUCUGUGCUGAACGGUUACAGUCCUGAAUGGUGCUUUUAUCUGGCUGUGGUCUGCAGUCCCUCAGAGCAACCAGUAUCUGAAAGCUGCUGCUGCUCUUUCUGUUAAACAAAUUAGCAGCUUAAUAUAUAGGUAACCUUCAUAAAGGGAAAUUAUCAGGAAAAAAAAAAAAAAAAAAAAAAAAAACACUAACACCUGGAGCUAAAGGCAAAGAAUUUGGGUUGAACAGUGGACCUAUACUCUCAUCUCAAAAUGAGGUACAGUUAUGUCAUGUUAGAAAUACAGUGCAGUUAAAGGUGCCCAAAUUUAACAGUACAUGAAGGAGGGAACAGGGCUUCAGGAUUAUGUCCUGAUACCCCUUUAAAUGAAAGGAUUAGUUUAAUAGCAGACCGUCUGUCUGGUAAAACAGUUCUUUAAUUCUGUAACAAAAGGAGAGUUCUAGUAGACAAAAUAUUUAAUUUAGUUGGCUUCCUGAGUUUGGCAAUGAAACAACAAAGGUGGCUUAUGCAAUCAGAAAUGUUUACAAACUACUAUACGUUUACUAUAUACAUAUAUGUAUAUAUAUAUAUUUAUAUAUAAAUAUUGUGACGGUACUAUUGGGAAAAUGUUAAUCCAAUUGCAGAGAUUUAAAAGCCUUUCUCCAAAAGUUCUAUAGAAAGAAUGGAAUGUAUGUAUUUAGUAUACUUUAUCAGAUAAUGUGUAUGUGCCCUAUAGUUCAGAGAUGUAUCUUUUGUGCAAUACAGAUUACAGCAAUGUGCCUACAUAAAACUACAAAUGGAUUUUUAUUCUGGAUGUAUUUUGUCUAAAUCAGUAUUUUGUUAUCGAAUGAAACAAUGUUAUUGUAGGCAAAUAAUGUGCUAGAUAAUUUCUCAAGUAGCAGUGGUCCAGCUAACUUAAUUUUCUUUUCCUUCUGAAACUACAUUUUUAAGUAUUUUUACUAAAAUAUGCUAAUCACCCUAAAUUGCCUUCUUUGAAGCACUUUGAAAGCCUGUAUAAUACAGGCUAAAGGUGUGUUAUACUACCCAAGUGGCAUCAAGCAGUCACUCACUGUAGUCAUAUAAUUAGAUGAUAUUAUGAUGAAUUUUUCCCAUUUCUGAAAGACACUGUUAACCUAUGGGAUUUGAGCCAAACUGACUUCCUAAUGUUCAGUGACAGUUUUCCUUCAAUGCCAAAUUGCUACAAAUUAUCUUUGAAAAAUGAAAAACAACUUCACGCCCUGUCUGAGAUGUUCUAGGAAAUAGUUUUAUGGCUUUUUACUAAAGGCACUGAUGUUUUACCCAUUUCUUUAAUGCUACAGUUGAAAACUAGGGACAAUAUCCUGUACAGUUUCACACAAGUAGCCCUAUAAUUGGGUAUGUGGAUAUGAACAAUAAUAAGUAUUAAAACAGCUGCCUUCAAUUUGAACUAAUGAGCAUUGGAACUAAGUGUUUUGAGCUUUCACAGUUUUUUAGUGUUUCAGUAUUACCUGAGUACCCUCUAAAUUCCCUAACUGUAAAAACAAUCAUGAUGAUAAUCUGUUUUAAUAACACUGAUAGAAAGAGACAGAGUCUCUGCCUCCAGUAUUUUUCUCUACUGCAGGAGUCUGCCUAAUACACGGUUGAGCACAGACACCAGAGCGCUCUGUGCUUCUGUCGCGCAUCAGUACAGAAAAAAUUGUAUACAUAUGUAAGACUAUCAAUAGGAAAGGCUAUGCUGCGAUGUGUUUAAGACAAGAUUUAAAGUAUCAGUGAAGAGGUGUAGCUAGUAGAAGUUGAGUUUAAAUCAGACUCUUCUAUUUUAAAAAUAUUAAUUAGUGUUUAGUUGUGUACAAUCCCCCCUCGCACUGAUACAAGUUCGCAGAGUGAAGUUCAGCUGUCAUCACAGCCACUUAAGUAAAACUGGUGUUAAAACAUUCAUCACUUGCUAGGGUGAAGAUGGUUGGCUUUGAAACUGCUUUAAGGACAAAGUGAAAACUAGGGAGAUUAGUUAAACUGAUGGCCCCUCGUCAAAAGCUGAGUCUAAAUGAGCCACAAGAAGUUAGCAGUUGGUUAAAACUGAAGCCAGUCAGGCAAGCAAAGUAUGAUGUUGCCUGCGGCAUGUUACUUGCUUAAUACUGUUUCCUGUGGGCCACCAGUGAAUGGAGGCUGUUGUGUAAUUGGAGGUAAAAACAUAAGUGAUGCAGUAAAUGCACAAGAAUUGGUACUGGAAUGUUUCCUAAUUUUGCAAUUGUGUAGUUUGCUUAGUGGACUAACAGCCUGCAAAAGUUGAACUUUCAAAGUUGAGUUCCUGACCCAGCAGUUGGAUCCGUGCAGGAAAGUCCUGUGCCACCACCCAGACGCGGUCGCGGGGUUGGGGCACGUGAGUAGUUGUGCAGGUGCACCGGGCUGUCUCCACGUCAAGUGUGAACUCGAUAGCUAGGAGCACAAGAGGCAUAAAACUCCUUUAAAGUUAUAUGCUGAUCGUUGAAACGUCUCCUGCUGGUGAACGAGUAUUUAUUCCUUUGUCAGGUCAAAACCCCGUGUGAUGUUUUUGAGUCGGGUUGAAAACACCUGUAAAUAAGUCUGAUCAUAGGAACGCUGACAAACCUUGGCCUGUAGUGGUGGUGAAAGCUGCUACAGGAUAAUGCAACUUUAAUGUAAUGAACUAAUAAACUGCUACGUAAUGGUGUGUGCUGCCUUAAAAUAUCUUUUGUUGUUCUUUUCAAGCUAGAGUACGAAUGCUCGGGGAAAAUUGUUAAGACGUGCAAAUGCAGGCUAUGCUUAGCAUGAGGCAAUUGCUCAUCUUUGUUUUAAAUGAAGUUGUAAGAUAACUAUGCAAAUGUAUUUUAUUAAAGGGACACAUAAAAGGA